Mercenaria mercenaria is the source of this 2588-nucleotide messenger RNA. Its product is annotated as activating signal cointegrator 1 complex subunit 2-like. Lineage: Eukaryota; Metazoa; Mollusca; Bivalvia; Venerida; Veneridae. Gene Ontology annotation, biological process: regulation of DNA-templated transcription. The record is from RefSeq and is a predicted model, not a curated record. Gene Ontology annotation, molecular function: ubiquitin binding.
UUCAUUCGGAUACAUUCGUAAUAUUUCAUUGCGCAACAUCAACAUCUUCUUGACAGUUCACCAUGAGUGUGCCAUUAGAUAAAUUGCAUGUUAUUGUAGAAUCAGGGAAAAGUAAACAAACUGUAGCUGCACUGGACCCGAGAUGGAUGGAACAAGUUCAGUUUGUGAGCUACCAGGCCCCUCCAAAGGAUCUGUCAGACAAGGGACAGUAUGAGGCAUGGUUAGAAAGGAUUAAAUUCAUAGAAGAUGAUUUACACUGGCUGUUACAACUUCCACAUAAUAAAUUCUGGUGUCAGGCUAUAUUUGAUGAGACUCUGCAUCGCUGCAUAGACAGUUAUCUUCGCUUUGCUCCAAGGUCUUACAAUGUGCUGCAGGAAUUACCUGAACAUGCAAGAGAAAAACAUAAUGAAGUUCACAGACUUGUGUUCAUGACAUGCGUACGCAUGUCCACAUUUAAAGAAUCCAAGGAAUGUUACAUCACUCCAAGUGUUUUUGGAGAAAUUCUAUAUGAGAAUUUUAUAUUUGAUAUUCCGAAACUAUUGGAUCUGUGUGUACUGUAUGGUCAGGGAAAUGGUGCUCUGCUGGCGAAAAUGAUUGAGAAUAUCUUCACCAAGCAACCUAAAUACAAUGAGGACCUAGCACAGACUAUAAGUACAUUGUCACAGGUAUUUGACAGUGUUAUGGAGAAAUGUGGAAUCAAGUUUGAUAGUGGCUCUCACUCACCACAGAAGCUCAGUGACCACGGAAAAAAAACGCCCUUGCACACCAGAGAUGAGACUAGGCUUCAGUAUAUACAAGAUGCAGUCAAUAGUGCAUUUUCUACAUAUGGUAAGAGGAAGUCUCCAAAAGGAGCGAUGAAAAGAGGUGGUAGACAGAGUCCUGAGGGAUCCUCUGGAGAAACUGUUGGUGCAGUUGGUGGUGGGAAAACUUCUUCAGCUGUAUCCGUGGCAGUUAGCAGUGUACCCACAGACAUCUACCAGGUCGAAGAUUCAGAUGCAGUAGGAGCAUGUGCUCCACAAGUGACAGGUGUGGAGCUAGAGUCAAUGGUGUCCUCAGUGAAAGAUUUACUACCCGAACUUGGUGAAGGAUUUAUUGAGUUAUGUUUAGAAGAACUUAAUUAUGACAUAGAGAGAGUUAUAAAUGCUGUUUUAGAAGACAGACUGCCACCGUCACUUCAGCAAGUGGAUAGAACAAUGCCUAGGAAGAAGCGUGCUAUCACCCCACCCAGUGUGUUACAUGAGAGGAAGAAUGUAUAUGACUUUGAUGAGUUUGAUGUUUUCCACAGAGAUGAUAUAGACAAACAGAAAAUACGAAAAGGCAAACUUGGCAAAACAGAGAAUGUCAGUAUAGGUGACCAGUCCGAAUUAAAAGACAUUAAAUCUGCAAUAAGCAAAGACUAUGGUGUUAUACAAGAAGUGGUUAUUGACGAUGGUGGCGAUAAAUACACACGAGACAUGUACGAUGAUGAGUAUGAUGAUACAUAUGAUGUUAAUGCUGUUGGUGCUGAUGACGCUGAUUCAGCAGAUGAACUUACAACUGUGAGACCAUUUACAACACCAAGAGUGCUGGGUGGUCAGACCAAGGCAGACAGGAAAGAUCAUUCAGAAUCAGAGGAGUCGGAUGAAGAUGCCAAUGCAGCAAACCGUGACAACUUCAUUGAAGACCCCGCAGUGAUCAGACAAAGGGCUGAAGAAAGGGCCAGAUGGAAGGCAGGGCGAGCUAAGCCAAGUCAGGCCCCAAAGACUCAUGAUGUUAAAGGCGGGCCAAAAGGUCAAGGUCAAAGUGCAGAGGUAUUGCGCAAUAGACGCUGGAAAACACAGCAUAAAGGAGAUCACAGAAGAGCGGCCGCUGAUAAAAAAAGAAAAGUUUGAUGUUAUCACAUUUUACAUGAAACAAAAAGGAACAAUAACUUUAUCAGAUAUUUGUGAAUUGAAAUAUGUUCAAAAGAACCAUGAUUAUCAAACAUAACCUGUUAUUGAAUAUGAAGAGUAAUUAGGUGUCACAACUUCCCAGUUUGUUGAAUUACAGUGAAGUCAAUGUCUUUAACCCCGUGUUAACAGCAAAUCAUUUCCAAAACAUUCAAGAGUGAGUAAAUAACAGUCAUUCUUUGCAGUUAAGGUUUAUUAAAUAUCCACUUUUGCUUAAAAUUUUAAUAUCGGUAGCUUUCGAAACAGGAACAGGUUGCUUUUAAAAAUUAAUCAUGAAGUCAAAAACUUUAAAUAAAAUUGUUUUGCUACAAAAAUAACAUGUUAAACAUCCUUUAUUUUGAAUGUCACUUUAUAAAUGAGGAAAUGGUACAUUAGCAGUUGGGAUUUUUAGUACAUUUAUAAUUUGUAAAUGGUAUUUACUGGUAGUUAACAAAGCCUGUAUUAUUGAGAUAAGAUUUAUUUAUUUCUCAUCUUUGUUUAGAGCCGUAAAUUGUGUACCAGUCCUGGUGUAAUUGCUCUACAUCUACGUCUAAUUGAUUGUUGUACUAGAAUUAUUUAAAAUUUUAAUUGACACUUUGUCAGUUUUCAGAAAACAGUGCACAGGCAACUGUGCUACAAUUGAUUUCCACCAAAUGUUAAUAAAUGUGUAUAAUAUGCAAA